This is a messenger RNA of Zingiber officinale, 504 nucleotides long. RefSeq lists its product as uncharacterized. The transcript has a single exon. NCBI's taxonomy places the organism in Eukaryota, Viridiplantae, Streptophyta, Magnoliopsida, Zingiberales, Zingiberaceae. Bases 1 to 504 code for a protein of 167 amino acids. The record is from RefSeq and is a predicted model, not a curated record.
AUGGAUCUCAUCAAGCGGAAACGAGAGGAGGAGGAGGAGGAGGUCAAUUCGCCGGCGGCCAAGCACUUCCACGGCCCCGACGCUAUCCUUGGCAUCCUCGACGACGACAGCGGAGCGGAUGCUGGAGGGCGCUGCGAAGAUCUCGCCACCGUGAUGAGGAGCCUCGAGCGGGAGAUUGCACUCGCGGCCUCCGCUUCUUCGCCACCGCCGUUGCCGCCCCCGCCUACGGCGGCGGCGGCGGAUCUGUGGUAUCUACUUGAGGCCUCCGACGACGAGCUCGGGAUUCCUCCGGCAACUUCGGAGGAGCGACCGCUGGGGGAAGAGGCGGAGGCCGCCGCCGCGGUGGCGGCGAUGUGGUUCGGCGACGACGAGAUGGGCGGAUUUGGGUACGGUUACGACGACGGGUUAGGAUUCGACUCCGUCCGUUACGAGGACGGGGAGGGAGUGGAUUAUGAUCACUUUGCGCCGUUUGAUUACGGGCGAGAUGACGUCUGGGCCGUCUGA